Messenger RNA from Iphiclides podalirius (scarce swallowtail), 2010 nucleotides. The record is from the annotation of a GenBank genome assembly. Lineage: Eukaryota; Metazoa; Arthropoda; Insecta; Lepidoptera; Papilionidae.
AUGACAUCACAAGCUCUUGCAUCUCUUACUGCAACUUACACAGACUCGGAAGGCGAAGAAGAUAUGGAAGAUGGGCAACAAACACCCGAAAAAGAAGAACCUAAAGCUACGCAAUCUGCUCCUAAUAGCCCCAGGCAUGUCGAAGAAUUAGUUAAGCCGUCAUCGGCACCAGUUUCUCCUAAAAGAAGGUUGGUUUCUUAUAACGAUGACACUGUUGUGUCUGAUGAAGAACAGUCAUCUCCUAGCGCUGAAAAUCAAGAUGAUAUGAGAAGGUUAUCAAUGGAAACUGAUACAGAUGAAGCAGUGCAAAAAUCAGAUCCUGAUGAUUCUGAGGAUGGGGUUGUUAUACCUCCAGAACCAACUGGUAAAUGUCCAAAGGAACUACAAGAAACUAUAGCCAAGUUUUACAGUAGGAUGGUAAAUGAAGGCUUAGAUAUGAAUAAGAUAAUUCAGGAUAAAAAGAAUUUUAGGAAUCCUAGCAUAUACGAAAAACUUAUACAGUUUUGUGAUAUAAAUGAAUUGGAUACAAAUUAUCCACCUGAAAUAUAUGAUCCAUUAAAAUGGGGCAAGGAGUCUUACUAUGAUGAGUUAGCACGCAUUCAAAAAGUAGAAAUGGAUAGGCGAGAAAAGGAGAAAAAAGAAAAACUGGCUAAGAUAGACUUCAUUUCGGGCGUUGUAAAAAAAUCUGAGAGUGAUGAGGAGAAAAAACGAAAGUCUAAAUGGGACCAGGCUGCGCCAAAUGUGGCUGCAAAGCCAGCUAUCAAGCAGCCUGGAUUAGUGCAGCAGCCAUUAACAACUAAUGUCACGGACGUGGCGCAAAGUGAACCAGUGCCAUCGUCAAGUGAGAAAAUAGAAUCUGAUAUUAAAGAUGAUGCUCCUCUGGCCAAAAAGCGUAAAAUUCUAAGUGAGAGAGAGCAGUCGGAUAAACUCGAGCACAGAUUGGGAGGCAUUUUGUGCUGCGCAGUUUGCUUAGACUUGCCUCCGGGUGCCGUUUAUCAGUGUUCAAAUGGACAUCUAAUGUGUGCGCCAUGUUUUACUCAUUUGCUGGCGGAUGCUAGGCUCCGAGAUGAGGCAGCAACUUGUCCUAACUGUCGCAUAGAAAUCUCCAAGACCUCUGCAUCAAGAAAUCUGGCUGUGGAGAAGACAGUCUCCGAGUUGCCAUUAGAGUGUAGAUUUUGCACUCAUGUUUACCCACGGCAUUCAUUGCAGCACCACGAAGAAAACAUUUGCGACGAGAGGCCGUACAAGUUCACGCAAAUCGUUGUUGACGGGACGUCGGAGAGGCGUCCCGUUAUCGAGGCUAUACUCCGCAUUGCGAGCGGCCUGUACGCCCUUCUGCUGACCGCGUUCAGGAGAGCGUACUUCGUGUCGGACCCUGCGCCAUCGCACAGGCGGCGUAGGUACACCAGGCUGAUGGGGUGCAAGUACGCGUGCAUCGGCUGCCGCUGGCGCGGGCCGGCGCACGAGGCGGCCGAGCACGAGUCGCGGUGCCCGCACCCCGCCAACUCCGCCGCCGACCUGCUGGCGCUGCUCGCCGAGAAGGAGCGCGACGCGCGUCAGGCCACCGCCGUCUACGAGCAGAUCCUCGACCUGCUCUCCUACGAGAAGAUCACCUUCAACGAUUUACAGCUGAAGCCGUAUCGCACCGAGGAGUUCGUGCACAAGCUUUACUACGAGAGCUCGCGCUUCACCGCCUUCGGCCACCAGUGGGUGGUGAAGGCGUUCGUGAACAAGAACCAGCGCGACCCCACGCAGAGCGCCCAGCGCGAGAUCACCUACCAGCUGAUGCUGAAGAGCAAGACGGGCAGCCCGCUGUGCGUGCAGUGGGUGGUGGCGCGCGGGCCGUGGGGCGAGGCGCGCCUGGAGGCGCAGGUGGGCGCGCACGCGUUCCGCGACGAGGCGCCCGACGCGCCGCCGCGCGCGCUGCCGCUGCACGACCCCAGCGACGCCAACCGCCUGCUGGCCACCAAGCCGCUGCACUGCCGGCUCAUCAUGUUCUUGUCGUCGAAG